UUAUACAACCGACUACAAUGUAGAACAAGAAAUAGCGCGACUUAUUUAUUAUAAGUUCAACGGAAAACCCACUAUAAAGUACUAUAGUAAUAAAAGUUGCAAGUGUUGGUUUAAGAGGAUUUAUUUAAUUGCGAGUAUGGCGCCAUCAAGUGUUCUAAUCACCGGAGCUAACAGAGGUGUCGGGAUAGAGUUUGUACGACAAUAUGCUCAGCUUCAACCACAGAGUCCACGACAUGUUUUCGCAGCUUGUAGAUCCCCAGACUCCGCUAAGGAUCUGAAAGAUUUACAGUCCAAGUUUAAGAAUAUCACCAUUGUAAAAAUAGAUUUAAACGAUGAAACGACAUUCAUUUCUGCUGCAAAAACUGUUGAAGAUAUCGUUGGAGACGCUGGUUUGAAUCUUUUGAUAAACAACGCUGGUGUUGCAAAUCGCUCGAGCCUUGAUACAGUAACCAGUGACGAUAUGACUAGUCUUUUUAAAAUUAACGCCGUGGGACCAUUGCUGCUGACAAAAGCAUUUCUUCAUUUACUACGAAAAGCUGCGAGUAAGGACGGACCAGUGUCUAGUGAUAAGGCGUGUGUUAUUAAUAUAAGUACCGUGGUGGCAUCUAUAACUGAAAAUGACACAGGAGGAGCUUACUCGUACAGAACUUCUAAGGCUGCCCUCAACAUGAUCACGAAAAACCUAAGCAUUGAUUUGAAGAAGGACGGCAUCCUGGCUGCUGCGAUACAUCCAGGUUGGAUAAAGACAGAUAUGGGUGGACCAAAGGCUACGACCGAGGCGUCAGAUUGUAUUAAAGCCCUCCUGAAGGUCAUCGAGUCUAUCAAUACUGAAGAAGCUGGUGGAAAACUAUAUCAUUAUAGUGGAAGAGUUAUGGCAUGGUGAAACAGUUUCAAAUCCAGACUUCUGACAUUUUUUGAAUAACUUAAUACGCUUGCUUGGGUGAUUUAAUCGUGAUGACUUGUUGAAAUAAUAACAAACUCUAAUUUCAACAUUUAACAUGCUUUGACAAUUGUAAUACGAAAUCAUGUUUCUAUUUCUGUGGACUUUCUAAAACGUAGAGUGGUUUAAGAUGCUUGGAAUAUUCAGCAUUUGAAAGUACGAUCAUUGCUGGACCAAGUUAAAAGUUCAUAAUAAAUAAUUUGAAAAUGAAAA
Messenger RNA from Ruditapes philippinarum (Manila clam), 1153 nucleotides. RefSeq names its product C-signal-like. The transcript is spliced from 6 exons. Bases 137 to 883 code for a protein of 248 amino acids. The record is from RefSeq and is a predicted model, not a curated record. NCBI's taxonomy places the organism in Eukaryota, Metazoa, Mollusca, Bivalvia, Venerida, Veneridae.